CAAGGGUUUGAUCUUAUUUGCGAUUACGAGUGAGAGGGAAGGGUUAAAACAGAAAAAAUGGCGAUGGCGAUGGUGAGAUCUGGUGUCCUUAGAACGGCUCUUCGCGGAGGUUCUAGAACAUCCGCUGCUCCUCUCAAGCGAGGAUUCGCUUCUUCUGGUCAUCACGACGAUGCCUAUGAGACUGCGAAGUGGGAGAAGAUAACAUAUUUAGGCAUCGCUACAUGCACUGUGCUUGCUAUUUACAACCUCUCAAAGGGUCAUCCCCACCAUGAAGAGCCUCCACCGUACCCAUAUUUGCACAUUCGCAACAAGGAGUUCCCAUGGGGUCCAGAUGGUCUUUUUGAGAGCAAGCACCACUAGGUCGUUUGAUGGCUUUUUUUCAUGGAGAUAUCUCCUGGGACUUCUCUUCUUUAGCUCUCAUAUUCUGUCAAUUGGUUUAAUGACAAUCAAGAUAAUUUCCUUGCUCAUGAAUGUUAGGAUUUCCAUUUGCGGAUCUCAAUUGGGGAUUUAAAGACUAGCUUGCUGCAAGUUCAACCUUUUUAAUCGUGUCUGUAAAACUCUGCUCGCAAAUAAGGUUGAUGAAUGAUAUUUGAUUAUCCCUUUCUUAUUCAUGUGCAAUCAAACAGUGUUUUAUGUGGAAAUGUUGGUUAUUGAAGA
This is a messenger RNA of Pistacia vera, 657 nucleotides long. RefSeq names its product cytochrome c oxidase subunit 6a, mitochondrial. Gene Ontology annotation, biological process: mitochondrial electron transport, cytochrome c to oxygen. Gene Ontology annotation, molecular function: enzyme regulator activity. Gene Ontology annotation, cellular component: mitochondrial inner membrane. The coding region runs from base 58 to 360 and encodes 100 amino acids. The transcript has 4 exons. The record is from RefSeq and is a predicted model, not a curated record. Lineage: Eukaryota; Viridiplantae; Streptophyta; Magnoliopsida; Sapindales; Anacardiaceae.